Molecule: messenger RNA, 552 nt
Organism: Amorphotheca resinae ATCC 22711
Lineage: Eukaryota; Fungi; Ascomycota; Leotiomycetes; Helotiales; Amorphothecaceae
Exons: 5
Coding region: 1-552 (183 amino acids)
Source: RefSeq, a predicted model, not a curated record
AUGACUGCGGAUAUUGUAGGAGAGGCAGCUAACACUUUGUAUAGAGUUGCGAGACAAACCGCCGAUGGGAACCCAGGCAGGUCCGGGGACGCAACAAGACGUCUUUUGCAGGAAAUGUACGAUGCUAAGAUAGAGGAGGAAGAGGCGAAUCCUGGUCCCGAUGAUUGGGAUGGAUAUCAUGAUACGGAUGAGGAUGAUAAGCACUUGGCUGCGGAAUGGGCCCAAUUCAUUUUCGGUAUUGUCUGGGCCGUAUUCACUUCCCGAAUCAUUCGGAGACGUUUUUGUAUGCAUUCCAAAUGCUCAGAAUCAAAGUCAUUGUCAUUUUCAACAGUCAUUGUCAUUUUCAACAGCCAUUGCCAUUCCAACAGUCAUUGUCAAUUAAUAUUCACUCUGUACCUCUUUACUACCAAGAUUAUUUGCAAAGAAGUAUGUAUCAUAGCACGUAAAGUGUGCCUCAAACCUGAUCUGGUCAUCGAUGGAAGGCUGGGCGUCACUACCGCCAUCAACGCAACGAAACCACCAGAUAAAGCUCUUGAAGUUGAGGAUGAGUGA